UGACACAUUUAUUUUGCCCUCCUAUGAAGAACACUGUUUAUUUGCAUAAACUUAUCUGAAGAUUACGAUUCUUUUGUUCAUCAAGUUGUACAUUCGCCUUGAUUUCAAUUACGAACUCGUAAUGAAUUUUAUCAACAAAUUUACAAUCAAACAUUUGCAUAUUUUGCAUAAUUCAAAAAUAGCAAUGAUGAAAGGUCAUAGCUUUUACUGCAAUUCUGCUCACAAUAUUUUGGGUGGUGUGAGAAUCAUUGAUAUGACACGAAUAAUAGCCGGACCCUUUUGUUCCAUGAUUUUGGGUGAUCUAGGUGCAGAAGUCAUUAAAAUUGAGAAGCCAGGCUCAGGUGAUGAAGCUAGGAAAUGGGGGCCACCUUUUAUCAACAAUACUACAGAAAGUUGCUAUUUUGUGGCGGUCAACAGAAAUAAAAAAAGUGUCUGUGUCGAUUUGAAAUCUGCUGAAGGAAAAGAAAUCAUUUAUGAUUUAGCGAAAUCUGCCGAUAUCCUUGUAGAAAAUUAUGUUCCAGGAACAUUAGACAAUUUGAAACUUGGUUAUAAUGAUUUGAAAAAUAUUGCCCCUCAACUCAUUUAUUGUUCCAUAAGUGGAUAUGGAUCUAAAGGGCCUUAUAUGAAACGACCAGGAUAUGAUGUUAUUGCCCAAUCUGUGGGGGGUCUCCUGAAUAUCACUGGACCCAUUGAUGGUGAGCCAGUAAAAGUUGGGGUUGCGGUUACUGAUUUAGCAACUGGGUUGUACGCACAAGGAGCCAUUUUAGCAGCUUUGAUUCACAGAACAAAAACAGGAAAAGGGCAAAAAAUUGAUUGUGAUCUUUUCUCCACACAAAUUGCAAGUCUGAUUAACAUAGGAUCAAAUUAUUUGAAUGGUGGUAAAGAAGCCCAAAGAUGGGGCACAGCACAUGAAAGUUUAGUACCAUACCAAAUGUUCAAAACUCUUGAUGGCUACUUAACAAUUGGAGCAGGAUCUGAUCUUCAGUUCCAAAAUCUUUGCAAAAAAAUUGGAAUGAAUGAUCUGAGUAGUGAUCCAAAAUAUAAAACAAAUGUUUUACGUGUUAAGCAUCGAGAUGAAUUACUGGAAAUUUUAGAGAAAGUAUUGUGUACAAAGACAAAUAAAGAAUGGAUGGAAAUAUUUGCUGGAAGUUCCUUUCCUUGUGGACCAGUGAAUACAUUGAGAGAUGUUUUUUCUGAUCCUCAUUUGAAAGCUAUAGAUUUGGUGCAAACUCUCAAUCAUCCUAAAACUGGCGAAAUUAAAGUUGUUGGGCCUCCAGUUAAAUACAGUGAUGGGCUUAAUGAAGUCAGAUCUCCUCCACCUCUGCUGGGCGAACAUACUGAAGAUGUUUUGAAAAAUUGUUUGAAUUAUGAUGAGGAAAAGAUUGAUUAUUUGAAAAGAAAAAACGUAAUUCAGUAAUGUUUUUUAUUCUACAGAAACAUCUGGGCAUCGUUCAUUAGGAGUAGGUAUUAAAAAAUGUAUGAAUAUAUUUAUUCCUGUUGAAAAAUUUAAAAAAAAGUACCUUCAGAAAAUUCUUAUUUUUUAUAUUAUGUAUCAUUUGUAGAGGAAAUAUGCAUCUGAAAUGCCGGGAAAAAAUAAUUCUAUUUCCA
This is a messenger RNA of Coccinella septempunctata (seven-spotted ladybird), 1608 nucleotides long. Its product is annotated as succinate--hydroxymethylglutarate CoA-transferase. The transcript has a single exon. The record is from RefSeq and is a predicted model, not a curated record. The coding region runs from base 122 to 1417 and encodes 431 amino acids. NCBI's taxonomy places the organism in Eukaryota, Metazoa, Arthropoda, Insecta, Coleoptera, Coccinellidae. Gene Ontology annotation, molecular function: catalytic activity.